AUGGCAUUCGAGUGGGCAUCAUGGUUUGAAAACAACCACAUCAUUGUCCAUGCGGCAGACUUGGAACUGAACCCGCCCCAGAGCUACCUAUUUGUCCAGGACUUUCUCAUCAUUCUGUGUGCCCUUCUCUACUGCUUCUGCUAUGUGUUUUACACGCUUCGCACCAAACGCGACCGGUUCCUGGCCGGACCCGUGGACUUGCUGUUCGGCAACUUGGCCUACGAGCUGUACUAUCCAUUUGUCAUGGCGCGCGGCAAGCUCGAGCUUGCAGGAUGUCUCGUCUGGCUCCUGCUGGACGUGAGGUUCGUAUAUACCGCCAUCAAAUACACCUGUCCGCCCGGGACGCGCCUCAAAGUAGCCCUGCGCUCUACGCUAUCCACGCUCGCCCUGACGGCCGUCUACUACCUGUUGGGGCUGUACUUUCCCGACGACGGCGAGCAAGUCACGGCGUAUUGGACAGGCUGGCUGCUAGAGCUGGGAAUCGGAUGGUGCGAAGUGCUCUACCUGUGGAAGCAUGCACACACAAAGGGCCAGUCGCUCGAAAUCUGGUGA
Messenger RNA from Metarhizium acridum CQMa 102, 552 nucleotides. RefSeq lists its product as uncharacterized. Lineage: Eukaryota; Fungi; Ascomycota; Sordariomycetes; Hypocreales; Clavicipitaceae. The record is from RefSeq and is a predicted model, not a curated record. Gene Ontology annotation, molecular function: lyase activity.